Messenger RNA from Venustampulla echinocandica, 3423 nucleotides. RefSeq lists its product as uncharacterized. Gene Ontology annotation, cellular component: XPC complex; cytoplasm; nucleus. Lineage: Eukaryota; Fungi; Ascomycota; Leotiomycetes; Helotiales; Pleuroascaceae. The transcript has a single exon. The record is from RefSeq and is a predicted model, not a curated record. Bases 1 to 3423 code for a protein of 1140 amino acids. Gene Ontology annotation, molecular function: single-stranded DNA binding; damaged DNA binding. Gene Ontology annotation, biological process: nucleotide-excision repair; mismatch repair.
AUGCCACCUUUGCUUCCGCGCAAACGUCUGCGUUCCCCUUCACCAGAGGCUGGGCCUUCACGCCCUCCGGACAGGGGCAGAGCGAAAUCUGCUUCGUCAACAACUCGAAAGGCUACCCUCUUUGACGACCUGGAUGCUGGUCCUGGCAACAAACGAACCCCGGAACAUACCAAAGCUGUCCUCGAGAAACUGGCGGCUACUGAUGACGAGUCCUCGCUUUCCUCGCUUUCCGAAGAUGAAUUCGAAGACAUACCCGGCGCGAAGAGGCAGAAGACGGCGGAUACCUCAGACGAGGAGGACGAAGAUAUUGAAUUCGAGGAUGUCGACACAUAUACAGCACCUGUUUCUGCCGUGCCUGCUGCCGCUGGUGACCUUGAGUUAACGCUGAGGAAGGAUACCCGCGUGUCAAUGACCAAUCCACUAGGCACAAAGAGAGGGCCUAGCAAGAUUGAAAGGCAGAUUCGGAUUUCAACACACCAAGUCCAUGUCCAGUUACUCAUGUUUCAUAAUGCAAUUCGAAACGCAUGGUUGUGCAACAAGGAACUGCAGGCAAUACUGUUGAAGCAAUUACCUCGUGGUGUUGAGGAAGCGGUUCACAGAUGGAGGCGCGAUAGCGGUCUACAGCCACGAGAGGAAGACACUCCAAAAGGGAAAGGCAAGGGAAAGGCCAAAAAUACAAAAGGAAAACACCCAGAUCCUAGGAGCCAGCGGGAUUGGGGCAAACUUGCGGAAAUGCUAGCUGCCGGAGAAGUCAAUAUGAGUCGUGGCGAUCCUCUUAUUAAGCUCCUUUCAAUCCUGAUAAACUAUUGGAGGCAGAGGUUUCGCGUCACGGCACCUAGUCUCCGAAAGUUGGGCUACAUGUCUCUUGAAAGAUUGGAUGAGGAGAUUAAAAGCUUUGAAAAGGACGAGUACGACCCGGAGCGCCAUGGGGAACGGAUACGGAAUAUCGAGGAGUUCAAGGAGCAUGCAAGGGCUCUGCACGGGAGCCGUGACGUUGGUGCACAAUUGUUUACAGCUCUAUUGAGAGGUAUAGGACUUGAGGCAAGAAUGGUAGCAAAUUUACAGUCGGCUGGAUUCGGAUGGAGCCAAAACGAGGAGGCCUCAGAGAAGAACCCUCGUAAGCUGAAGAAACCCAAACCUUCUAAUCUGGACGAAGGUUCCUCGGGGAGUGACGAAGAAUCUACUGCUAGUGAGGAAGAGAUACCUGCAUCCAAACGAGCUCGAAAGGCAAAAGGGGACUCGUCUAAGUCAAAAAAACCUGUCAAGGUGUCACCAAGUUCCCCCCCUAAGUCAUUACGAAGCAACAGGAGCGCACCUAUAGAUCUAUCUGACUCGGACCAGUCAAUUGCCGAAAGCGAUGAGGAUUCUGUCAUUGAUGUUACUCCAACAGCCAAACACUCAUUGCCCUCGUUGCCAUAUGACAAGGAUCUUUCUACCCCAAAUUACUGGACCGAGGUGCUUUCGCCCGUUGCCCACACUUAUACCCCUGUUGACCCUAUGGUCCUCCAUCUUCAAGCCAACAAACCGGAAUUUUAUGAGAAGUUUCUACCUCCUCCAAAGUCUGAGAAGGCUAAACAUAUUACCUCCUACGUUAUUGGACAUUCAUCUGACGGCACCGCGAAGGAUGUGACUACUCGAUACUUAAAAGGUCGCAUGUGGCCCGGGCGUACAAAGGGAUAUCGUUUGCCGCCCGAAAAGAUAUCCAUUCUUGACCGUCGGGGCAAGGUUAAGCGCUACGAAACCCAUGAUUGGUUUAAAAGAGUCAUGACCGGUUAUGUUCGCGGUGCCAAGCAGUGCCCUCGCACGGAAAUCGACGAUCACGAGGAAGCUACAGUACUAAAACCCGUGAAACGUGAGAAGAAAGUGGUUGAGGAAGGAAAAGCGACACUGCAAUAUUACAAAACUUCCUCCGAGUUUGUCCUCGAGAGGCAUCUGAAACGAGAAGAGGCAUUGGUUCCAACAGCCAAACAUGCUAAGAUGUUCACUGUCAAGGGGAAAGGCGAUCAUACCACAGAAGAAAAAGUCUUUCUACGGAAGGACGUGGUGACAUGUAAAAGUAUGGAGACCUGGCAUAAAGAGGGCCGGGCUCCCAUUCCUGGCGAAGAGCCAUUGAAGCGUGUCCCAUACCGAGCAGCGACUACGAACCGCAGGCGGGAGCUUGCAGAAGCAGAGCAUGCUAGCGGGCAAAAGGUACUUCAAGGGCUGUAUAGCAGAGACCAGACCGAUUGGAUCAUUCCGCCCCCGAUCGAGAAUGGCCUUAUUCCAAAAAACUCCUUUGGAAAUAUCGAUUUAUAUGUUGAUAGUAUGCUGCCAGAAGGCGCUGUUCAUAUACCAAUGAGGGGCACUGUGAAGAUCUGCAAGCGCCUCGGCAUCGACUAUGCCGAAGCAGUAACCGGGUUUGAGUUUGGUCAUCGGAUGGCGGUUCCUAUUAUCACGGGAGUGGUCAUUGCAGAAGAGCAUUAUCAUGAUAUGAUGGAUGAAUGGCAGAAGGAUGAAAUGGAGAGAGUUAGGAAAGAGGAUGAGAAGAAGAGAAAAGCCGUGCUUAAUAUGUGGAGGCGGAUGCUUAUGGGCCGGAGGAUUGUCGAAAGAGUCAGGGAAGAAUAUGGUGAUGCUGCUGGGCAUGUGGUUGAUGCUCUUAAUCCUUGGACUAAUAAAAAGAAGUCGGACGAAGACAGCACCAGUGUGGAAGCGCAUCGAAGGAUUAUGGCUCAGAGAGAGGAAGACAAUGCUGGAGGAUUCUUUCCAGACGGUCACGAUGAAGAGGAAACUGAUAUGCGCCAUGCGUCCAGCUUCUUUCCUGUAGCACACCAAGAUGAUGAGGGCCAUGCUGGUGGUUUUGUCAUCGAGGGCCACGACGAGGAGCCUUCUAACACAAUGGUUAGCCAGGCAUAUCCUACUCCGCAAUCACUGGAAUCGAAUUCCAAGUCUGUUCCUAUGAACGAUUCAGACCAGGAUGAGGAACAACACACUCCGGAAAUAGAGCUCAACGUCGCAGCUCAAAAGGCAAGAAAGUCCGGUCAGGCUAGCUCCGUCAACAAGUCCGCAAUAUCCAAAGCUUCUUUAACAUCUAGCUCAAAAAGUAGACCACCCUCUAAGCGCUCUGCCGCGCAGAAGAAAGCGCCAACCUCAAAUAGACCAGGGAAGCGUAACCUGGAAAUCAAUGAUACUGAGGAUGACGAGAGCCCACUGUCCGAACUCGAGUCUGAGAAUAAUGAGGACGAUUCUGAAGACGAGGCAUUGCCCGCUAAUAACUAUUCAAAAAAGGCAGGUAGCAAACAAACUCCACGGGCAUCGACCCCCAAUAAAGCAACUCCAAGAACCGUUCCUAAGCGGAUCGCCGCAAGGAAGAGUACCAGGGCUCUAAGAUCGCAUUAUUUCGAGAAUGUUGACGAUGACGAUGAUGAUGAACAUGGUUAUGACUAA